Molecule: messenger RNA, 2719 nt
Organism: Filobasidium floriforme
Lineage: Eukaryota; Fungi; Basidiomycota; Tremellomycetes; Filobasidiales; Filobasidiaceae
Exons: 3
Coding region: 250-2640 (796 amino acids)
Biological process (GO): phospholipid transport; mitochondrion organization
Cellular component (GO): ERMES complex
Molecular function (GO): lipid binding
Source: RefSeq, a predicted model, not a curated record
UCCUCGUCGACCUCAGAACCUGCGAACAUACCGGUGACGUUCAUAUAGGAUAAAGGCAGAAGCCCCUGAACUCCUCCAGGACAAGCACAUCGCAGGAUCGCUGCGUACAGAAUUGACAUACAUGUCUGUGGCCCGUAAUUAAGCCUAGCUUAGAAUCGGCAGGAGCUUGCGCAACAUUAAGGAUAGCUCGGAAGGACUGAACGAGCACUACGCCGUAUGAGCUUGAAAAGACGGUGAAAGUUCGACACGAUGUCGUUCUGUUUCCCGUCAUGGUCGACCGCGUUCUCACCGGCGUUUCACGAAGAUGCCAAAACGAUGCUGGAAGGGGCUCUGAACAAGGGAAGUAAACCUCCAGUGAUUCAAGGGCGAAUAGAAGUGGUGGAGUUGAGCAUGGGCAAGACCCCUCCUACCCUGACAUUGUUGGAGAUCGGAGACUUGUCUACGGACCGGUUUCGUGGCAUCUUUCGACUCGGCUAUCAAGGAGACGCUUGGAUAGAAGUGCGAUGCAGAGUUCAAGCGAACCCGCUUUCGCAUAAUCCGCAUCUCGACUCGAGUUCCACAUUACCGAUGUCUACGCCGUUACUGGCAUCGCAACCGCUACUAGUACCAAUGACAUUGCGGCUAUCAUCCUUGAACCUUCGGGCUAUUCUGAUACUGGUCGUAUCCAAAUCCAAGGGCAUCACAUUGGUCUUCAAGAACGACCCACUGCAGAACGUCGACGUAUCUUCGACGUUCGAUUCGAUCGAGGUUAUUCGAGGGUACCUGCAGCAGGAAAUAGAGGGUCAAUUGAAGGAACUCUUUCGGGAGGAUCUUCCCGGUAUCAUCCACCGACUCAGUCAGAAAUGGUUCGGCGGAGCAGGCAUGUCAGGCAAGGUGGAAAUGCCAUACCGUCACGAAACCGUUAAAAUCGACCCAAGCGACCCUCAUACUCCGUUACCGAGAGGAGAUCUGCGUACUGGAGAACCCAACCAAAGACAUGACUACUUUGAAGCCGGGGAGGGCAACGAAUCGUUGGCGCCAGACGACUCUAUCUCCGUUUCCCCCUCACGCAGACUCCGAACGUCCCAAAUCAAAAGGCGUGUGCCGUCAACCUCCUCGGCACAUGAAUCGCCGACGUCCUACACGACAUUCCCCGAGAUUGAGAAUUAUGAUCCCACGUACGGACUCCGACCGGAGGGAGUGCCAUCACAUUCAGGAUACGGAGCUUUCGGACGACUGUGGGACACACCGCAUAACCGCAAGAAUAGGGGUCUAAAUAGCCUGAUGAGCCUGGCGGAAGAGAUCACCUUCAUGGAGGCCGAUGAGGCAGAUCCCGAUGACAUCGACAUCGACCUUGACGACGAUGAAUCGGACCUGGUCGAUAGCGACGACGGAGCUCGCAGCGUCAAUGCGGUAGACGCAAGUCCAUCUCUGCGAGCAGCGAUGGGAACCAGAGGUCGUGCAGGAGGGAGAUCGCUUGUGCAGAGGGGAACUGGAUCGUCUGUCGGGAUAGCUGCAAUAAGAGGCGGCAUCAUGACUGGCGAUGAAGAUGGCUGGCCCCGAUCCAUAACGGGUGCUCUGCCGGCUACUCGUCCGCGCAUAUAUCACGUACAAAGCCAGAUCAGAGCUCCCUCGGAUGCAGGCAUCCAAAGACCUUUUCUCGCAACACCAAGCAGUCCCUCGGGGACCACAAAAGCCAUCACGAACGGACAAGUGGGCCGCGCUUCAAGCGUCCGCUCCUCUGCCGGCGGGUCGUCAGUUGGUUUGGGGAUGGCAAGAUCGAUUCUGAAUGGUCAGGGCGGCAAUACGUCGAGACGGAUGUGGCCAGACCGCAUGAUGCCCCCUCAGUUUCGGACUAUGUCAGCUUCACCAUCAGCUCAUUCGGCAACGCCAAGGCCUGAUCUUGCGCGCUCGCAUAGUCGCUCGGAGAGCGUACCCGCGCCCAUGAGCUUUGCUCGACCAACGCGGGGACAGUCGGCGAUGCAGAACGUCGUAUCCAGAUCGAGCGCUGCUUCUACGCUUGGUAAUCAGCCAAUGGAUCGCUUGAACCCUUUAUCACGACAACGACCCAUGUCAAUGCAAGCUUAUCCCGCGCAUCCGAUUGUAACUCCGCCAAAAAACAGGCGAUCUUCCGGUCCUCAUCAGGCUUCACUAUCGGGUUCGCCGCCAGGAGCCAACUCCAUUGGCGCCAUGAAUGCGGCGCGAUACAACAAUAUCGUACUACCUCUUAACGACUCGGUCUCCCAGCUGGCCUCCCUCUCCCAUUCGAACCAUACACUCAGUCCGUACGCCAGGAGUCAUGAACACAUCGCGGUACGCAGUGCCCCUUACCUCUCAAGGGCCAACUCCCUUAUCGGGACACAUCCCGCUAGUUCUGCCGGCUUGAGCAUGACUCAAGCUGCUCUUGGGCAGAGCAGUGUGCCCAAUUCGACUUUUGACAACAACAAAGUCAAGGCGAGACGGAGGAGAAUGUUUCGUCUAGGCCACAACACCGAAGCAGAAGAUUCCUCCGCGAUCUACACUCAGGCAGACGAAACGCGUUCCUCGAGUAUCAGUCCGGACGGUGUAUCGGGUCCACCCGAUCAACGCGAAAAGGCAAUCCGGCGUAGACCCCCAAUAGAAGCCCGCCAGUCGUAUGGAUUUCCUUCAGACCGUGAUUAGGCCGGGUUGGAUGUUUACACUUGUCAUGAUAGAAGUUGUAUUAUCGCGCAUUAUAAUUGACCUCACUUCUCUGCUGGGG